Messenger RNA from Ceratina calcarata, 1773 nucleotides. It is a transcript of the gene Ttc26, whose product is annotated as tetratricopeptide repeat domain 26. The coding region runs from base 1 to 1671 and encodes 556 amino acids. Gene Ontology annotation, cellular component: ciliary basal body; ciliary base; intraciliary transport particle B. Gene Ontology annotation, biological process: intraciliary anterograde transport; intraciliary transport involved in cilium assembly. The transcript is spliced from 7 exons. Lineage: Eukaryota; Metazoa; Arthropoda; Insecta; Hymenoptera; Apidae. Gene Ontology annotation, molecular function: protein binding; intraciliary transport particle B binding. The record is from RefSeq and is a predicted model, not a curated record.
AUGGUAAACACUGCAUCGUGCAUCAUUUUAUCCAGAGCCAAGCCGGCCUCUUCCGAGGGCGUAAAGAAGUCCGCGUCGGAGAAGAGGAUCCCAAAACUAGAAGAGUUCUUACAGAAACGCGAUUACACGGGUGCUCUGACACUGCUGGAAUUCAAUAAUGCCACAGAAAGUACUUUGAGCUCGGAACUAUGGAUGGGGUACUGCGCCUUCCACCUGGGAGACUACAAACGGGCGACCGGCAUUUACGAGAAUUUGAAGAAACGCGAGCAAACACCGCCGGACCUGCCUACGAACUUGGCCUGUUGCUACUUCUACCUUGGGAUGUACCCUGAGUCUCAGAAACUAUUGGAAGAAGCGCCGCAUAGCAAACUAAAGAACAGACUGUUGUUCCACUUGUCUCAUAAGACUGGCAACGAAGCCAGGCUGAUGGAAUACCACCACAUGCUGGAAGACGUGAUCGAGGACCAACUCAGUCUGGCGUCCAUUCACUAUCUGAGAGCUCACUAUCAGGAAGCCAUCGACGUUUACAAAAAGAUUCUACUGGAGAACAGAGAUUAUUUCGCACUGAACGUAUACGUUGCCCUGUGUUAUUACAAACUGGAUUAUUACGACGUCGCGCAGGAGGUUCUCCAGGUUUAUUUGCAAAAGUAUCCCGACAGCGCGAUCGCUAUCAAUCUGAAGGCAUGCAAUCAUUUCCGUUUGUACAACGGAACCGCCGCGCAGAACGAGAUGAAGCAACUGACUGAGAAAAUGUCCAAUUCUUUCAGUUUCAGUCACGAUCUCAUACGUCAUAACACGGUCGUGUUCAAAGGCGGAGAAGGAGCGCUGCAAAUUCUGCCGAAUCUGGUGGACGUGAUACCAGAAGCCAGGCUGAAUUUAGUGAUUUAUUAUUUGAAACAAGACGACGUGCGAGAAGCAUUCGAAUUGAUCAAAGAACUCGAACCAGCCGUGCCGCAGGAAUACAUUUUAAAAGGAAUAGUGAACGCGGUGAUGGGGCAAGAGACAAAUUCGCGCGAUAAUAUAAAGACGGCUCAGCAGUAUUUUCAACUGGUCGGUUCCUCGGCGUCGGAAUGCGACACGAUACCCGGUAGACAGUGUAUGGCCUCGUGUUUCUUCCUUUACCGGCAGUUCGAGGAAGUUCUCGUCUACUUAAAUUCGAUCAAGACUUACUUUUCUAACGAGGACAAUUUCAAUUUCAAUUACGCCCAAGCGCAGACUGCUGCGGGCUAUUUCAAAGAGGCUGAGGAGGCGUUCUUGAAUAUACGGAAUGAGAAAUAUAAAAAUGAUUACAUUUACAUAAGCCUUCUGGCGCACUGCUACAUAAUGAACAAGAAGCCUCAGCUGGCCUGGGACUUGUACUUAAGAAUGGACACGUCGACGGAGUCGUUUAACUUGCUUCAAUUAAUUGCGAAUGACUGCUACAAAGUCGGCGAGUUUUGGUACGCGGCGAAGGCCUUUGAUAUGCUAGAAAGGAUGGACCCGAGUCCCGAGAAUUGGGAAGGAAAACGCGGUGCUUGCUGCGGAACGUUUCAGUACAUCGUGGCUGAAAGGCAGCCGAAGGAGUUGUUGUCGGAAGUUAUACAGCUUUUGAAGAACACUUCGAAUUCACAAGUGGAACAGAUAAUUCGAGUGAUGCGGAAAUGGGGCAAAGAUAACAGGAUCAGUUGCUGAUGGCAACGAUCGAACGUCUUUUAUCCGACAGCUCGAUUGUUUAACGUGUUAAUUAUAAUUUCAAUUAUAUCGAUAGAUUACAAUAAAAUUAUACAAACCUUG